Drosophila obscura is the source of this 2442-nucleotide messenger RNA. RefSeq lists its product as uncharacterized. The record is from RefSeq and is a predicted model, not a curated record. Lineage: Eukaryota; Metazoa; Arthropoda; Insecta; Diptera; Drosophilidae. Gene Ontology annotation, cellular component: phosphatidylinositol 3-kinase complex. Bases 369 to 2270 code for a protein of 633 amino acids. Gene Ontology annotation, biological process: intracellular signal transduction; phosphatidylinositol phosphate biosynthetic process. Gene Ontology annotation, molecular function: 1-phosphatidylinositol-3-kinase regulator activity. The transcript is spliced from 4 exons.
AUAAGAUACAACUUAAAAGAUACAUUUCGGUUAUUGUACGUGGUCACGCCGCGUGAAAUUGCACAAAUUGAUUAAAUCAAAUACAAUCCAGCCCAGUGUACAGUGUAGACACGGUCAGGCGAACCGUCUGUCUGGUGCAAAUAAAAAUAUAUUUCGUUAGUGCAAAUUGCACAAAAAAUUGUGUGCGUGUGUGUCGUCUCGUGAAAUACUGUGAAAGCUAAAAAAAAUAAUGCUUAAAAUACAAUUUAUACAAAUUGCCAACUAGCUGAAAGUGUCGGAUCACCAGCAAAUAGCAAACAGCAGCAAAUCAAAAGCAGAUUGAAAGCACAGAAAAGACUCUCCCACAGAGCGCACAGACAGAGCUUCCAAUGGGUCAUCACUUUAGUAAGCCUACUGUACGCGUUGCCAGUCAGGACAAGAACAAAUCCAAUAUCCAGCAGCAGAGAUUCGAGCAGGUGGCAGAGGAGCCACAGCAGGUGCAACUAGUGGAGGAAAUUCUAGCACAAACGGACGUCAACAGUGCGUCGGAAGUGCGUCAAAUCAUAAUCAAAAUACAAUUGGCCAAAAUGGAGAAUGGCAAUGGUGGUCAGGUGCAGCAGCAGCAGCAGCAGCAGGAGGAGGUGCACGUAGAGCAAGGUGUCGCCGUCGCCGUCGCCGCUAUGUCUGCGGACACGCUAAAUGCAAAUGAGCAGCAGCAAAUUGUGGUGGAGGCGAGUUCCGGAGUGGGAUCGGGUGCGGUGUCAAAUCGAACUGCUGGCAGUUCAACGGAAGCGCCAAAAACCGAGAGACAACAGCUCGUGAAUAACAACAAUUUACCGGGAAGUGGUGUCGCAGUCGGGAAUAUUGUGGCUGAGGCAGCGAUAAGUACGCUACAAUUGAACGACGUCCACAACGAUAAUGAUGAUGAUGUGGAUGAUGAUGAUGAUGUGGAUGAGUCGCUGCUGCGUCGGCGUCACCACAGCCACAGCCACGAGGCCGAAGUCGUUGAAUACUGCGAGGUGCUCGAGUCGCUGCCAGUCAGCGAAAUGUUGUCGACGGGAGCACAACACACCAGUCCCAGCGGCAUCAGCAACAGCAACAGCAACAGCAAGCAAGCUCCUAGAGGGAGUGCCGCCAGCGGAAAUAGUUGCUGUCGGAGUCGCAGCAGCAAAGCCCUGUCCAUGGGGGCCACAGAAUCCACAGCAGCCACAGCAGCGGCAGCGGCCCCAACCAGCUCCAAGCGACGUUGCUGCAAGUGCAAGUGCCGGGAUGCCAUCCGGGGCUUCAGAGACAUGCUCGACUCCAGCAAGGAUAAGAAGGAGACCAGCACAUCAGCGUCAGCUUCGUCCGCGGUGACUAGGAAAUCUCGCACGGCCGAUCGCCGGUCGACGCCACCCACGCUGAGUGGGGCCAGUGGCAGCGGCCUGGGGAUUACCCAGCAACGGCUGCAGACACAGAGGAAACGGAACUCCGUGGCCGUGCCAGAGCCAAGUCAGUUGGCGAUUUGGACCGCACCGGUGAAUGGUGAUGUCAUCAUACGCAUCAGCUCGCCGCAAUUUGUGGUGGAAUCACCCAAUGCCCGGGUAACAGUGGGCCCCAACAUUCGACUGGUGACGGAGACAGCGCCAGCAACGAUUCUCCCACAGCAGCAGCAGCACCAGCAAUUGCAGCAGCAGCAGCAGAUGGAUCCCCAGCAGCAGGGUCCUCCAGUGCGUCUCACCUAUGGCCGUCGCAGCGUGACCGUGCACUCGCAGAUCGAUUUUAUGCAUUGCCUGGUGCCCGAUCUGGAGCGGAUCAUCAACAGCAGCUUCUACUGGGGCAAGAUGGAUCGCUAUGAGGCGGAGCAUCUGCUCGAGGGCAAGCCGGAGGGCACCUUCCUGCUGCGCGACUCGGCCCAGGAGGAGUUCCUCUUCUCAGUUACAUUCCGCAAAUAUGGAAGAUCGCUGCACGCGCGCAUCGAGCAGAGUGGUCACAAGUUUAGCUUUGACUGUCAUGAUCCGUGCGUGUUUACCGCGCCCACGGUGACGGGCCUGCUGGAGCACUACAAGGAUCCGUCCUGCGUGAUGUUCUUCGAGCCCUGCCUGACCAUGCCGCUGCACCGGAGACAGACCUUCUCGCUGCAGCAGCUGGCGCGAGCGACGAUCGUCUCGAACACCAGCUACGAUGGCAUCAAUCAGCUGGAGCUGCCGGGGCGACUGAAGAGCUACCUCAAGGAGUACCACUACAAGCAGAAGCUGCGCGUCAAGCCCUGCGAUGCCCACACACCGGUACCGUUCUACGGCAACGUAUAGUCCGCGGCGCAUUCGGCUCAUCCGGCCGCACAGCAGCAGCCGAUGGGCUUCUUCUACUACGAGGAAGUGGACAGCGACGACGAUGAUGAGGAGGGUGUCAAUAUCGUUCACCUGUCCUAUGUGCAGCCUGACGAGGAUUUGCUUCGACUACAGGACAGCAGGCAGACGGCGU